GAAUUGCGUAACAAAGCACACUCGCCUUCAAACCUUACUGAAAACUUUCGUUCCGCGUGUGCUAACGGAUCGCUGAAGCUUAAAAGGACAAAAAAGUUUUUCGCGACGCGAAACCUUCGUUUGAAUCGAAUAUAAUACGCAAUUUAAUAUUUUGGGUUUCGAAUUAUUUUUUGUUAUUGAAAUUAUUUAGCUUUUAAUCAAUUGAAUACUGUGUAAAGUGUACCGAUGUGUAUUUCGCCGGUCGCGUAUAUUUUAAUAGUGCUAACGUUUUGAGUGUGCGUGCUAUUUGGUUUUGUUUCUUUUUGCUUGUAAGCGAGUGGUGGCAGCGGCGUCCGGUGGGACCGCACUGGUGGUACGAAGGAAUCGAUACUGCGGUGGGAGCGGCAAAGAUACACCGCCAUGUGGGUGAAGGCGAAAAAGGUGUGGACAAGUUAAGGGAUUCACAUGCCGACAAUAUUCUGCAGUCAGCAGAAAGAUGUCCUAAUAUGGGUUGGUUAUGCGUGGUGGCACGCGCCGGAGCCUUCUUCCUAAUGCUCACCAGAGUAUCCGCGCUAACGUCCGACAUUUUUGCAGCGGGAAAGUCGGACAAAGAGAUACUGGACAAUCUACUGAAGAACUCCCGCUAUGAUAAAAGACUGCUACCGCCAGUAGACGAUCCUGUUUUCUGUUGUGGUCUAACGACGCCGAACGACACUCUAGCGCAGAAUAGAGUCGGCCUCUCGUCCCUUCGGCCCCAAUCGCACAACCGUGGUGUCCUCACGGUAAAUGUUAGCGUGCUACUUCUUAGUUUAGCAUCACCAGAUGAAUCUAGUCUCAAAUACGAGGUCGAAUUCCUUCUGCAGCAGCAGUGGUAUGAUCCUCGACUUCGUUAUUCAAACCAGUCUCAUUACGACUAUCUAAACGCUAUACAUCAUCACGAAGACAUUUGGUUACCAGAUACAUAUUUCAUUAUGCAUGGCGACUUCAAAGAUCCAAUAAUACCGAUGCAUUUUGCGUUACGGAUUUACCGCAACGGCACAAUCAACUAUUUAAUGCGGCGGCAUCUCAUUUUGUCCUGUCAAGGCAGUCUCAACAUUUUUCCAUUUGAUGACCCAUUAUGUUCUUUUGCAUUAGAAAGUAUUUCUUAUGAGCAGUCAGCAAUAACAUACGUUUGGAAGAAUGACGAGGACACGCUGCGGAAGUCACCGUCGCUCACCACACUGAAUGCAUAUCUUAUACAGAACCAAACCAUUCCUUGUCCUAUAAAAGCUAGCUGGAGAGCUGAUGGUAUUUCACUUUACGAGGAUGACGAAGAGCUGACAUGUAAUCUUUGCCAGAGACGCUUUGAGGAGCAAGGUAACUACAGCUGCUUAAAGGUGGAUCUAAUUUUUACAAGAGACCGAGCAUUUUACUUUACCACAGUUUUUAUUCCUGGCAUUAUCCUGGUGACCUCCUCCUUCAUCACCUUUUGGCUGGAAUGGAACGCAGUACCAGCCCGUUCCAUGAUAGGUAAUUACAGCUGCCUCAGGGUGGACCUUAUCUUCACACGGGAUAGAUCAUUUUACUUCACAACAGUUUUCAUUCCUGGCAUCAUUUUGGUGACAUCAUCGUUUAUUACUUUUUGGCUGGAAUGGAAUGCAGUGCCCGCUAGAGUUAUGAUAGGUGUAACGACCAUGUUGAAUUUCUUCACAACAUCCAACGGCUUCCGCUCCACAUUGCCCGUGGUGUCAAAUCUGACGGCCAUGAACGUGUGGGACGGCGUCUGCAUGUGCUUUAUAUACGCAUCUCUACUGGAGUUCGUGUGUGUCAACUACGUUGGCAGAAAGCGGCCCCUUCACAAUGUUGUCUACAGACCAGGAGAAAAUCCUGUCACACAGCGUCUACCCGCCGUUCUGAGCAGAAUUGGCAUUAUACUGGCCAGUCCUUUGGAGGCGAUGGCAUUCCUCCAUUGGGCCAAAUCUGAAACCCCCCAACCGGGAUCAAGCGGUGCUGGUGAUAAAAAGCGUGAAUCAACUGGUGCAGCUGAUUUAGUGACAUGUACGACAUGCACCGGGGCCCCCGGCUCUUGUACACACACGACCAAUAACGGGGGCGUCACCGAGCAAUGUUUCGUCCAGGUCCGUAAAAAGGAGCCCCCUCACCCCAUCCGAGUGGCGAAGACCAUCGACGUCAUAGCACGCAUCACCUUUCCGACUGCCUACGCCGUGUUUCUCAUAUUUUUCUUCAUCCAUUACAAAGCCUUUUCUUAAUGCUGCCUUAAAUCCCUCGCUACAAGAUGCUUUGUACAAAUAGACCUUAAAAGCGUCUUAAUAUUUUUCUAAAUCCCCAUUUAUCACCGCUAUUUGUACUUUUAAAGAAAUCACAAUUUUUUAAUAAGAUAUUUUUGAUGAAGAUAAGCGAGCUGUUGUGAUUGAUUGAAUAUUAUAUAGCUACACUUACGUAUAUGAAGUGUGUUUAAGUGACGAACAAUUAUGUUAGUUGGAUUAAGUUACGAUCAGAAGAAUCAUUCGCUUACUGUUAAAGUAUAUUGGUGAUAGAAAAUAAGAGGCGUAAUUGGAGUUUAUACAGGUUUUGAAAUAGGUUCCAUUAGUUAAACAAAGGUCGAUUAUGAAUUUAAUGUGUAUUUAAGGUAACGAUAGGAUAACGAGGGAUCAAUGUAAUAACAAUGUAAAAAUGAUCUCGGAUGCGAGAUGUUCAAAUGGUUAUGUCGUCCUUGUAGUAAAGAAAUCUAUUUCAAAACUAAAUUCAGUCCAAAGAAGUAUUAAUAAUAAACAGAUUAAAUUACUAGCAUAUAAGAGACUAUAAUAAUUUUAUAAUUAUAGAUUAAGAGAUCACCGUUAGUUGUAGUUGUCAUGCAUGAUACACAUACAUUGUGAUAUUACGUAUUCAUAUUGACUAAAAUACGAUCGCUUUAUGAAAUGACGUUGGUACAAUUACAAUUAUUAUUUAUAAACACCCUGUUCAUACUUUAAAGUCGAUUUGUAAUCCAUUAGUUUUAGAUAUGGAACGCUCAAAUUGUUAUUACGUGUAAAGUUUACGCUUUAAAUUAUUUUGCAUUCAAAUUCAAGUCUUAGGGCUGGCUGAUUUUUCAAUCGUUGAUUAAAACUUAUUCAUCGAAUAACGCAUUAAACUACCAUUUCAAAAAUAUAUUCUAAUUGUCCGUAUUUGACAGUUUACCGGUGACAUUUUAAAAUGUUCGUGUAAUAUAGAUACUUUAUUGGACGGAUACAUUUUAACCAAGGAUUGAAAAAUCGGCCCUUUAUAUUAUGUAAAUGGAUAAACCAUGAACAUGCCUUCUAAUGUAAUUAGAAUCACUUUGUUUUGCUAAUCCUUACUCUUAUAUCUUAAAAUUAUUAAGAAAUAAGUAACUACAUAAGUAGGUAACCAUGUUUGAUCACAGUUGUAUGUUAAUGUUAUUUCUAUUCAAAUAUGUUUAACAAUUCCUACAAUAUUAUACAAUAUGUACAUUAUAUUGUACAUGUAUCUUUAUUUUAUGUAAUAUGUUUUAUAUAAUACCUCCAAAAUCAAAAUUAUUAUGUCGUUUCAAAAAACGUUUAGGUACCUACCCUUGGGCAAAACAAGCGUAACUAUAGAGUAACGCUAUAUUCUAAGUUCUUCUAAUGUAUAAAUAUAUAUUACUUAUAUAUUUAAUUAUCGUUCUCUAAUAACGUCCAAUACUUUAAUAUUUAAAAGUUAUUAAUUUAUAAAAAGCAGUCAAUCUUUUGUAGAUUUUUUUAUACAUGUUUAGCCAGCCAGCCAGACAGCCUGCGCACCUUAUAUUCUAAUAAUUCCUGACAUUUGUUUGAUAAUGUUAAUAAUUAUAAAAAUUAUAAGCUAUACAUAAAAUGUAUAAAGAUGAUGUUUACGCUAUAUAUAUAUAUAUAUAUACGCCGCUUUAAUAUUAUAUACCUAAUAUUUGUAGUAAGAUUCUAUAAACACGAUUGGAACAUCAAUUCCCAUCCUAGCACACACUGCUCUAAUUAAAGACAACGUAGCGUUGAACAUUUCCUUUUUUGAAAAAGGUAAAUCCGAAUUCUGAUUAAAGCUGUUGAUUAGAGUCACAUUAUGAGAUAUUUUAAAUCCGUCCAACAACCUUUCAUUCGCUAUUAUAAAUUUAUUGGUCAUUGACGGUAUUAUCUCAGAAGAUCAAAUAAAAUAAUUAUUAUGGUAUAAAAUAAUACUUAUCUCACUAAUCAUUAUCAAUGACAAUGAGACAAAAAUAUAAGAACCCCUAAAUUUUUACUAACUCCGAAAAAUAAGACUUUAUUAAUUAUAAUAUGUGUUUAAUUCCUAACUUAGUUUAAACUCGCGGGUGCUUCUUUACGGCCUUUUAAAUUUUACAAGAAUAGGAUAUCACAAAUUAUUGUGAACUUCAUUCACACUGUAAGAAAGAAGAAAUUAAUUCAAACGUACAAAAAUUGUAUUCCUUAUAAAAUUAUUUUUGUUCGCUUUUCCAUAAAUGUACCUAGGUAUAAUAUGCUUAUUUAUAUUUCCCCUGAUUUGACCAAUAAUAUUUCUCGUUCGUUGUAGAAGCACCAUACAGCACGUAGGCACCUAUACUCGAUUUUGCUUAAAAUGUAUGCGGACCAAAGAGUCAACGGUUUAAGAUAUAAUUAUUUAGAUAAAUCUAAAAUAAUUUGUAUAGUUUAAUCUUAUCUAUGUAAUAAGAACACGUUUUGGCUGUGCUUUAAAACAUAAUUUAUAAUAUUAUUAUAUAUCUAUUAAUAUGAGCCAAAGUUUCUCUGUACCCUGUCAAUUGCUGUCGCAAUCUUGAUAAUUCUUUUAAUAUUGGUACUUAUACAGGAUGUCCCACUAUAGGUAUACUAAGCGCGUAGGGACUUUUACUUUUGCAUCCUGUAUAGUAACCAAACCUACAUUACAUUUUUAUUACCUAUACGUUAUGGUAGAUAGGUAUGUUACAGGCAAAAUGUAUAAUUUCGCCGUUUACAAACGGAGCUUUAUUAAAAGUAAAAUAUAAACAGGAACUACACGCAACCGGGACCUAGUGGACUUUUGGAAAAGUACAUGCUUUAUAAUAGACUAGCGGUCCGCCCCGGCUUCACCCGUGUUACUUAGGUAUUUCGCAAUAAAAGUUAUAUAUGGUCCCUCUCAGGGUCUAAAGAUUGUCUGUGGCAAAUUUCAUCAAAAUCGGUUGAGAGGUUUAAGCAGGAAAUCGUAACAGACAGACAAAAAGACAGAGUUACUUUCGCAUUUAUAAUAUUAACAUAUAUAGGUAGGUACCUAGUAGGGAUACAAAAUUUUGAGCGUUUGUAUGUUGUGUAAGGUGAAUUUACACAAUUUGCCUGUUAAUUAUAUAAAUUUAAUUGCGGCGGUUGCCUUUAUACAAUUUUUUUGAUGUUAGACAUAAAAUUUCAAAUUUAAUGAAGAUUUAAAAAAUAUAUUAGUAUAAUCUAAAUAGCUAUUGGACGCUAACAACAAAAUUGAGCUAAAUCUUGUACGUCGUCAAACGUAUGCAUAGAAAUAUAUUAUAAUAAUUCGCUAAUUUACACCUACCAUUUCUUUUGUGAAGACAAAAAGCGAUGCUUUAUUUUAUUUUUAGCAGUCGAUAAUAUUAGCAAAACCGCUGCUAAAAGGUAUAAAAACAAAUAAUUGUGUACAUUGGGAAUGUAAAAGAAGAAACUUUAUCAUACACAUAUAUAUAUAUAUAAGUACCAAACUUAUUUGUUAUAAAAUACAUAUUUAAAACAAUAGGUAGCAGACAGCAUUCCUAUUUCUAUAUACCUAUCCAUGAAAAAUUACAAUUUGAUUGGCAUAUUUUACUAAUAUUAAAUUGAUAGAUAAAAUUACAUAUCAUUCGCUUUAUAAGACCGAUAAUAAAUUAUUAAGUACUUUUUAUAUGUAUGAAAAUUAUAUAAACAAUAUUAUGCUUAUAAAUUUUUUUUUCUAUAAAAAAAGUCUAUAAAUAAUCAUUUUAUUUUUAUAAUGUAUCUACCUACUUAUAUUCUAACUAAUAGAUAAUGAAUAAUUAUUAUAUUUGACAAUUGUUUAAGUUUGAAAAUUAAAAAUUUAAAUUCUAAUGCAAGUUAAAGUGUUGAUGUUAAACAUCUGGCAAAAUUUAGUACAACACCAACGAAAAUUGUUUGUUUACCAAGAAUUUUAUGCAACAAGUAACCAUGUAUAGAUAUUUAUAAUAGAUGUUUAAGCAUGUCUGCUUUCUAUAUUUAGGUACAUUCUAGCAUUGCUUUUUAAAUAAUGAUAUUGUACAAUACGGAUAUUUUUUUGUUAUUCAUAAAAAACUUGACAGAACGAAUAAAUUAACUCAUCCAAAUUCGUUCCUAUUCAUAUUUUCUUAAUACCUUAAUUGUUAAUAAUUACAGAUUGAGUACCUUACCUUAUUUGUAUUCGUACAUAGAUUUAAAAAAUGUAUUCAUGCCUUUGUGCUUUACUAGGCUAAUUUCACGAAUACUGCGCAUGCAAUAUGUCAAAUCGAUGUACCUACCUAGGUAGGUACUGUGGUAUUGAGCCCAGCUAUAUCUAAAAAUAUCAAUUUAAAAAUAUGUAGACCUAGGUAUUUGCCCGAAAUAUUAUGCCAGGUAACUACUGCACUAGGGCUAGCUUCGAUUCAAUUUACCAACACGCUUAACUUAGCCUUCAUAGAUAAAUUAAAUAUUAGUUCGAAUUUCAAAUGCAUAUUACAAACCGUCUCAAAUUCAUAUUUUUAUGAUUUUGGGACAUGAUAUUAAAGAUUUAUUUAGAUUAUGUUAUUUUUUAAUAUGGAAUAAAUAGAUCUUCUCAUUUAUUUUAUAGCCUGUCCUAUUGGAAUUGAUUUACUACAUUUACGAUUAUUCCAAUUCCAGCUUUGAUUCGGGUGCAAAAUAAUGUAUGUAGGUCUAGGUAGUAAUUACUAAUUAUAUACCUACAAUUACACACCUAGUUAACUUUUAGAAUGUUUAGGUUCUAAUGUUGUUCAUUAUACUUAAUUAUGAUGAUUAUUCAGGAUCACAAAAGACAUUAGUGAGAUAAAUAUGAAAGCUUACGUAGUUUAAGUAAAAGUUCUACACACUUUUUGUCUGUGCUGUGCACGUGUAUAGAUUUUUUUAUUAUAGUGAAUUAUUAAUGGUAGGCAUUUUAAUUAAACCAAUAUUAUAAAAGAUUUUUAUUGAAAUUGUUUAUUUAUGGUUAUGAAAGUGAUAAUGUAGUUAGGUAAAAUUAUUUCAUGAGAAAUGUCUAAUAACAUAAUAUUCACGAAUUGUUGUGCUUUGGCUGUUCAUUGAUAGUGUCUACCUGCCAACCUACAAAAUAUUUUGCUUGUAUGAACAUUGUUAUUUAAUUUAAUCAAGUAGUGCCAUACAUAUAUAGACAAAUAUCAGUGCGCCACACUUUUAAAUAUUUUAUAUUUAUUCACUUAUUAUUGUGAAGUUGUGAGAGUUUGUGUUAAUAAUUAUUGUCAAGUUUACGUAUGUUGUAUAUAAAGUACGCAAAAUGCGCACGUCAAAUUGUAUAUGUAUUGUUGCAGUGUAAAUAAUUUUACUGUAAAGGUUAUCAAUUUCAUUAAAUAAAACACAAGUUCGAAAUAAAGGCUGUCUUUAAAAUU
This is a messenger RNA of Colias croceus (clouded yellow), 7534 nucleotides long. It is a transcript of the gene pHCl-1, whose product is annotated as glutamate-gated chloride channel. The record is from RefSeq and is a predicted model, not a curated record. The transcript is spliced from 17 exons. Bases 486 to 2228 code for a protein of 580 amino acids. Gene Ontology annotation, biological process: signal transduction; chloride transmembrane transport; regulation of membrane potential. Lineage: Eukaryota; Metazoa; Arthropoda; Insecta; Lepidoptera; Pieridae. Gene Ontology annotation, cellular component: neuron projection; membrane; synapse. Gene Ontology annotation, molecular function: transmembrane signaling receptor activity; neurotransmitter receptor activity; extracellular ligand-gated monoatomic ion channel activity.